AGAUCAAACUGUAUCCACAUAUCUUUCAGUGUGCCGCACCGCACCGAAUAAUAUCCCCUCCUUCCCACUUCUCUCUUUCUCUCCUCCAAAGUCCUUCUCAAGUCCAACUAAUCUGAUAUUCGGACACGACCCCCUUUUUCUCUCUGGCUUUUAGUUUAACCCUAAUUUUGAGGUUGUUCGGUUUCGAUCUGCAGAUUCUUGUUCUUACCGGAACUUGAGAAGCUUCAGUUUUCGAAAAUCUUGGUCGGAUGGUGAUCUUCUCGAUGUCUGUGCUAGGUUAACGUCUGAUUAAAAAUUACUAUCUGCUGGUUAGAGAUUCUUGUUGGUUCUUUUAAUGGCUGAGGUGGGAAAAGUCUUGGUUAGUGACAGUUCAAGCGAGACUAAAAAAGCACCUGAUGUUGUUGUUGCUUCCCCUGAUAAAAUGGAGGCUACACCAGUGGCUACUGAAACUGAGCAAUGUUCAGCCGAGAUUCCGGAAUCUACGGACAGCGAGAAGCUACUACAGCUUGUUCCAGCUUCAGUGUCUGAAGAAGCAGCUGUUGCUUCGGAGAAAGCACCAAAGAUUCCGGAAAGUGGUACUGUCUUAACCUUGCAGUCUGGUUCGGAAGGGAGCAGUAGCCCGUUUAUCCGGGAGAAAGUUAUGGAAGAUGGAUACAACUGGAGGAAGUAUGGACAGAAACUUGUUAAAGGGAAUGAGUUUGUGAGGAGCUAUUACAGGUGCACCCACCCUAACUGCAAAGCCAAGAAGCAACUGGAACGGUCUCCGGGUGGACAGAUUGUGGAUAUUGUUUACUUUGGUGAGCAUGAUCAUCCUAAGCCUCUUGGUGGUGGUGCUGCUGUUCCUAUGAAUCAAGAUAGACGAAGUGAUGUCUUGACGGCUCUGAGUAAAGAGAAAUCAUCUGGAUCUAGUAGUGUUCAGACACAUCAACCACCAAAGGUCCAUGGAGGAGGAUUACAUCUUUCUGUUGUUCCUUUGGCCGAUGAUGUGAAAACUGAUGUUUCACCAUCAAGUAGGAUAAAGAGCGACAUAACUCACAAGGAUAACAUUAGUCCUGCCCCAAAGCGAAGGAAGAAAGGAGGGAGCAUAGAGCAGAUUCCAAUGGAGAGGCCAAACAGUGAAUCACGCAACGUGGUUCACACUCAGACACUGUUUGAUAUUGUGAAUGAUGGCUACAGGUGGCGUAAAUAUGGUCAGAAGUCUGUGAAAGGCAGUCCAUAUCCAAGGAGCUACUAUAGAUGUUCAAGUUCUGGAUGCCCUGUCAAGAAACACGUGGAGAGGUCAUCUCGUGACACGAAGAUGCUUAUAAUGACGUACGAGGGAAACCACGACCACGAUAUGCCACCAGGAAGGAUUGUCACUCAUAACAACACGUUGGACUCGGAAGUUGAUGACAAAGAACCGAGUGCUAAAGACACUGAAGUCAACAAAACUCCACAGAGCUCAGCUGUCAUUACAAAAGAAGAACAUCACUCGAAAAAGAAAGCUAAGAGUAAUGGCCAUGAGAAAAGUCUUGAUCAAGGUCCAGUCUUGGAUGCGAAACCUAAGGAUGAAAUAAAAGAUGAAGCAGCCAAAACAAAGUCAGAUGAUAAAACUGUGGAGAGUGAUGAGGAACAGAAACCAAAAGCAGAGUCUGGUCAAAGCUAAGGGCAUAUGUAUCGGUGUUAAAAUGAUAUACAGAUGCUUAACAUAGAGAUUAGUACAGGCAUACAGUUUGGUGUUUCAGGUGGGAACCGGAUUAGAUUUAGUGUAUAAUGAUGGGAAUAGUGUAUGCUUAUGACCCUUUAUAUUAUAUAGCAUGCGCCAUUAAGCCAUUUCGAGUUGGUUCAAAUAAGAGUUGGGUAGCCCAACAAGAGAAUGUCUUUCUUUGUUGAUGGAGCCUGUGUUGUAAUAGUUGUAGAUUGGGGAUAUUGUAUAUGAUUUGUUCCAACUUUUAUUAA
Molecule: messenger RNA, 1938 nt
Organism: Brassica oleracea var. oleracea
Lineage: Eukaryota; Viridiplantae; Streptophyta; Magnoliopsida; Brassicales; Brassicaceae
Product: WRKY transcription factor 1
Exons: 5
Coding region: 335-1645 (436 amino acids)
Biological process (GO): regulation of DNA-templated transcription
Molecular function (GO): DNA-binding transcription factor activity; sequence-specific DNA binding
Source: RefSeq, a predicted model, not a curated record